This is a messenger RNA of Cryptomeria japonica (Japanese cedar), 1484 nucleotides long. RefSeq lists its product as uncharacterized. Bases 115 to 1170 code for a protein of 351 amino acids. The record is from RefSeq and is a predicted model, not a curated record. The transcript is spliced from 2 exons. Lineage: Eukaryota; Viridiplantae; Streptophyta; Pinopsida; Cupressales; Cupressaceae.
ACGGUAACCAUAUCUAACCCCUACGUAAAUGGAAUUGUAGCCCUUUUAAAACUAAAUCAGUGCCCAUCCUCCUUGCCGUAGGAGGAUUUCAAGUUUUACGAAUCCUCCAGAGAUAUGGAAGAUUGCAAUUCAGAGGCUUGCCUAACUCAGAUCACUCAAUGCCCCAAUUUUUCAUCUCCGCAAAAUGGCCACAAUAAUAUCAAGAAGAGACAAUUGCCACAAUGGAUGUUGGGAGUCACAGGCGUAGAAGCUGCAUCGAAAGCGGAAACAAUCAGAGGAAAUCGGGCUAAAAAAUCCCAACUAUCUGCUGAUGAAAAUGGUUCGUCUGAUGGAGGAAUUCAGGAAGAAAGAAGACCCAAAAGAGCUGCAGAUAGACCCCCAAAACGUGCUGGCUCUUCUAGCACAAAGAGGACCGCCAAAAGAGGGGUAGAAAUCGAAAGUGGGGGUAAUUCAGCUGCCGAAGAUGGUACUAAGAGAGUGUCCAAGGAAAGAAAACAAAUUGGGUCUAGAAAGGGCGCACCUAGAGGCAGGAGGAAGAUGAAGGAUCCGCAAUUUGAGAGUGAUCUUCAGGAAGAUCACAUAUCUGAUGUUGAGGACGAUAUUGAGGACCCAUCUGAGGGUAUUUCUAUUGAAAAUGGGCUGGACUUGAGUGUGGAAGAUCUACUCAGCAUGGCCAAGCAGCAUAUUGAUGCAGAGGGAAAAGAAGAAGCUGAAAAUCAUGGUACAAGAACAAACAUGAAGGCAGAGCUACAAGAACAAGAGAAGCCACCUAGAAAGGCUGCAUCCGUCUUCAGUAAUGAUGAGUGGAAAGAUCUUUCUUAUAGUACAAGAUGUUCAGAAGCAGCCUCCUCAACUACUGAAAAUAUUACUAGAGGUAUUUCUGAUAGUAAUUUAAUUGAAAACGAAAGUUUAACAUUAAUGAUGCAAAGCCAAAAAAAUUCUUUUUCUAGUCCUCCAGGAAAGCCAGAUGAUAUUGCACAAAACAUGCUUGAUCUUCUAUUGGGUCCAUCAUUAAUGUACUCUCAAAAUGAAGAUAAAAAACCCAAACUUCUCUUGGAAGAGUUGAAUUCUGUUACUCAUGUAACUGAAGCUGACCAUAGAACUGAAGAAGCUCCCAUCUUUAAAAAGAAAAGCAGUCUGAGGGACAAGGUAACUAUGCUUUUAAGUUGACAUUUACUUGACAUGCGUGUAUGUAAAUCCUCUUCCCAGCAGUAUUGCUUAUAUGUGCAGAUAGAGAGCUCAUUGAAUAUCAAUAUGAUCAUAUGUACAAAUGUAGCAUAUGUACAAACCUUUUUACCAAUCAAUUUUAGGUGGUUUGUCGCUUUACAUAAAGGAAUAUUAGAUAAGUAUUGCUUAUGUGUGCAGAUAGAAAGCUCAUUGAAUAUCAAUGUGAUCAUAUGUACAAAUGUAGGCAUAUGUACAAACCUUUUUUACUAAUCAAUUUUAGGUGGUUUGUCGCUUUCCAUAAAGGAAUAUUAGAUAUG